Molecule: messenger RNA, 2102 nt
Organism: Cynara cardunculus var. scolymus (artichoke)
Lineage: Eukaryota; Viridiplantae; Streptophyta; Magnoliopsida; Asterales; Asteraceae
Product: protein NUCLEAR FUSION DEFECTIVE 4-like
Exons: 3
Coding region: 302-1789 (495 amino acids)
Biological process (GO): transmembrane transport
Cellular component (GO): membrane
Molecular function (GO): transmembrane transporter activity
Source: RefSeq, a predicted model, not a curated record
UCAACCUCCUCUGAUCGACACCCAAACGUUUGCAUGGAGACCCUCACCUUCCACUUGUCUUUUCUCUCUAAUUUCAUCACUUCGCCUUUAUCUCACCACAAAUUUUUCAUGAAUUUCUCGGUAACAGAUCCACUACCCUUCAAUGGCAAGCUUAGAACAUCUAAAGGUUGGGACGAGACCACCAUGGGUGGGUCUUUGAGUUGCUGUUUGGGUCCAAAUAGCUGCUGCAAAUGCUUAUAACUUCCCUCUCUAUUCUCAUUCCUUGAAAUCCGUUCUUGGGUUUAAUCAAAGACAGCUGACGAUGCUUGGAGUGGCUAAUGAUAUUGGCGAAAACGUUGGUAUCCUUCCUGGGAUCUUCUAUAACAAGUUCCCUACAUGGGUAGUCCUUUUCAUCGGUGCUUUGUGUUGCUUUUCGGGUUAUGGAGUUAUUUGGCUUGCACUUACUCAUACAAUCGAUUCAUUGCCUUAUUGGCUGUUAUGGAUUGCAUUAUGUGUUGCAACAAACAGCAACGCUUGGUUUACUACGGCUGUUCUCGCGACCAACAUGAGAAACUUCCCUCUCAGUCGGGGUAUUAUUACUGGAAUCCUAAAAGGCUACGGGGGUUUGGGUGCUGUUGUGUAUACCGAAAUUUACGCCAUUUUGCUCCACAAAUCCUCUUCUAUGCUCUUACUAUUUCUUGCACUCGUGGUUCCUGCACUUUCUCUUGUGUUGAUGUAUUUCGUUAAACCUUGUGUGCCUUCUUCUGCGGACAACUCCAGUGAUCAUGCAUAUUUUCUUUUUAUUCAAGCCGCAAGUAUUAUGCUCGGCAUUUAUCUCCUAACCACCACGAUUUUGAGCGACAUGUUUUCACUAAGUUCCCUCAUAUCGUGGACAUUUCUUGUUUUUAUGGUAAUUCUCCUCAUGGCUCCACUUGCUAUCCCUAUAAAAAUGACCUUCUAUCCUUCAACUCCACCCGAUAUAAACAAAGUUCAAGAAAUAAGAACGGACCCUUUACUUGAACCAACUUCUUCAAGAACUGAUCCCGGAAGUUAUGAUGAAAAUGACGGUUUAUCAGAUGUGGAUUCACUUCUUGCUGAAAGGAGAAGGUUGCGACCAAGAAGAGGAGAUGAUUUUAAGUUCAGUGAAGCUUUAAUAAAGGCCGAUUUCUGGCUUCUGUUUUUGGUUUACUUUGUAGGUGUUGGUUCUGGAGUUACUGUUUUAAAUAACCUGGCCCAAAUCGGGAUAGCUCAAGGCGUGCACAACACCGCAAUCUUAUUGUGUCUAUUUGGAUUUUGUAAUUUUGUUGGGCGGCUUAGCGGUGGUGCCAUUUCUGAACAUUUUGCCAGGUCAAGAAGCAUUCCAAGAACCGUUUGGAUGACAUGCACGCAAGUCCUGAUGAUUGUUACAUACCUUAUGUUUGCUUCUGCUAUCCGCGGUACCCUUUAUGCAACAACUUCGUUACUAGGGAUAUGUUAUGGUGUACAAUUCUCUAUCAUGAUCCCGACUACUUCUGAGCUUUUCGGGCUGAAAAACUUCAGUAUAUUCUACAAUGUCAUAUCAUUAGGGAACCCUCUUGGCGCUUUCCUCUUCUCGGGUCUUCUAGCCGGAAAUAUAUAUGAUUAUGAGGUUUCGAAGCAAAACUCUGUGUCUUGCUUGGGUCCAAAUUGUUUCAGGUUGACGUUCUUUGUUUUGGCCGGCUUGUGCAGUGUCGGAACUAUCUUGAGUAUAAUCUUGACAAGAAGAUUGAAGCCGGUUUAUGAAUUACUUUAUGGCAGUGGUUCAUUUAGGCUGCGAAGUCCAAACCACUGAUCGAUCAACACAUCUAUUUUUCUCGGAGAACUUUCAACAACUAAAUACUGGUCCAAGUUGUUUGGAGCGAGAAUUGGUUCAUGAGUAUUGCUAGAUACAGACGUUAAAUGUGUACACGACAAGGGCCUCUAUAAUGUGUCAAGUAUCGUCUUAUAACGUGUUCGUCACCGUACAGAUUUAUAUAGAGCUCUAAGUUCAGAUACUGCAUUAUAUAUGUAUCUAUGUGCAUAUGUGUUUCAACAAAAUCCAAUAAACGUAUAACGUGUUGACGGAAGUUUUUCAUCUGUAUGAUGAAUGUUUUUACCUCGACAAU